UGUCUUUUGCUGGUGGAUCCCUUACCCUUGUGGGAGGGGGAAGCGGAGCUUAUCCAACCAGAACUUGUCUGCUUACCGCAUGCUUGAUUAUCUCCCCCCCUCCUCCAGCAUGUAAAUCCACCACAAAGAAGCUGAAGUUCAAAUAGGGCUGUUUUAGCCUCGCUUGAAAUGAUGGAUUGAAAGCUUCAAAACUGAAAUGCAAAGAGCCAGAGCUCCUGAAAAGCAAGUCGGUGCUGCAGCCUAUUGUCCCUGAGUGUCCAUAGCAUGGGGACCGGCGGCUUUGAUUCAGCGAGCAAAUUAAAGGAACAAGAAUUUAAACAAUAAGGAAGUAACAGGACUGCAAUAGCCUUCUUAUGUUAUUCGUCCAAGCACAGUACCAAAUGCAUGAAGCUUUUCAUGCAACAGAAACUAGAUAACCCUAUUUUGCUGCAAUCAGUGAUGUUACUAUUUCUCUGGAUGAUCUAGUCAGUGAAUCUUUUAUUGUUAUCUUUAAAGCAAGUCUCAAGAUUGAAGAGAGAAACCAGAAGGAAACAGGAUCACAAAUCGCUUUUCAUACAAGCCCAAUUCAAAAAUAAAGGGACCAUGAAGGCAGCAGUUUGCUUAUUGCUAAUGGCUAUUGUGGGAGUGCGUGCCAGCAAGACCCAAGAUUUCGAAGGCAGCGAUGAAGGAGAGGAGCAAGAAUUCAUUUACACAAACAGGUAUAAGCGCUCCAGCGACACACAAGACAAGUGCACUUAUACCUUCAUUGUACCUCAGCAGAAAGUGACGGGUGCCAUUUGUGUUAAUUCAAAGGAACCCGAAGUACUUGAAAACAGGGUAAAUAAGCAAGAACUGGAGCUACUGAACAAUGAGCUGUUAAAGCAAAAGAGGCAAAUAGAAACCCUCCAGCAGCUGGUGGAGGUAGAUGGAGGAAUUGUUAAUGAGGUGAAGCUUUUACGAAAAGAGAGCCGCAACAUGAACUCGCGGGUCACCCAGUUGUACAUGCAGCUGUUGCAUGAGAUCAUCCGAAAACGGGACAAUGCUUUAGAACUUUCCCAACUGGAAAAUAAGAUACUGAAUCAGACUGCUGACAUGUUGCAGCUUGCAAAUAAAUACAAAGACCUGGAGCACAAGUACCAACAUUUGGUAUCCAUUGCUAACAACCAGUCUAUAAUAAUUGCACAGCUAGAAGAGUACUGCCAAAGAACACCCUCCAUUAAACCAAUCCCACAACCUCCACAGCCACCAAAUCGAGUCUAUCAGCCUCCUACUUACAACCGUAUCAUUAACCAAAUAUCCACCAAUGAGAUCCAGAGUGACCAGAAUUUAAAGAUUCUACCACCGACUCUCCCAACCAUGUCUUCAGUUACCAGUAUCCCAACUUCCACUGACAAACCAUCAGGUCCUUGGAGAGACUGCCUGCAAGCUUUAGAAGAUGGUCAUGACACCAGUUCCAUAUAUCUUGUGAAACCUGAAAAUACAAACCGAUUGAUGCAGGUCUGGUGUGAUCAACGACAAGAUCCUGGUGGCUGGACAGUCAUUCAGAGACGUUUGGAUGGAUCUGUCAACUUUUUCAGGAACUGGGAGACUUACAAGCAAGGAUUCGGUAAUAUCGAUGGAGAGUACUGGCUGGGCUUAGAAAAUAUUUAUUGGCUGACAAAUCAAGGCAACUACAAAUUGUUAAUAACCAUGGAAGAUUGGUCAGGCCGGAAAGUGUUUGCUGAAUAUGCCAGUUUCCGACUUGAGCCAGAAAGUGAAUACUACAAGUUGCGACUGGGCCGAUACAAUGGCAAUGCUGGAGACUCUUUCACAUGGCACAAUGGGAAGCAAUUCACUACACUGGACAGAGACCAUGAUGUAUACACAGGUAACUGUGCUCAUUACCAGAAAGGGGGAUGGUGGUACAAUGCAUGUGCACACUCGAAUCUCAAUGGUGUUUGGUACAGAGGAGGACACUACCGAAGUCGAUACCAAGAUGGUGUCUAUUGGGCUGAGUUCCGUGGAGGCUCAUACUCACUGAAGAAAGUUGUCAUGAUGAUCAGACCUAAUCCCAACACAUUCCACUGAAAGGAACUUCUCAAGCCUUUUAUAUAACAGUUGUGUGUGCUAUCCAGAACACAUCUUUGCACCAGCAAAGAAUGUAAUAUAUUGUACAUUGACCGCUAUUAAUCAGAGGACUUGUAUAUUGUAUUUUCCAAGAAUCGUUCCAGAACCAAAAUAACAAGAUUUUAAGAAUGUCACCACAAAAUGAUUUUUUCCUUUUUUCUUAAGAGGUUUUCUUUUUUUUAAGAGUUAUCAGGUAAAACGGACUGUAGAUAAGCUGAGAUGCUAAAAAUACUGCCACAUCAUCUGAAUAUUUUUGUAUUUUUAUAUAUUCUCAAAUACUGGACAUAUUAAAAACUGUACAGCAAGACUUUUAAAAAUAAUAAAUUCAUUUGACACAGGAAAUAAUAUCCUUUGAAACUAUGUAGCCAGUACAGGUAUAUUAGAUUGUUCCUAAUUUAAACUUUGUUAGUUAUUGAGAGAGCGUAGUGUCUGCUUUGAAGUGUCCACACUGUGCCCAGCACAAAUAGAAUCCCCUAUUUUUCUUGGGUCUCAAAGUACUCUUAGAACUUAACAAUGAAUCAUUUUGUACAGGACAAGCAGUCCAGGUUGUUAUAUUCACUAUUAAUGCACUAGGCAUUAUCCAUAAACUGACCACACAGGUAUAUUUCUCAUAAACAAAACAAUUUCAGCAUUUUUCGGUUAAAUAUCUGGUCAUUUUAGAAGCAUCUUAGAUGUUACUUGUUCACUGUAUACUUUUGUAACCAACACUAAUACCUUUGCACCUAAAUGAUAGUUUAUUGGUUUCAAGUUAUUUUUUACCAUUAGAGUCAUUACCUGCUCUGUAGUCAUUGCAACAACAAAAAGAACUAUCCAAUUUUGCAGGCAAAUGAUGGAUAUAGAUAUAGAACCUAUUUAAAUGCCCUUGGACGUGAGAUUGUGACCUUUGAGAGAGAAUAUGUGAAACUUAAAACUGUAUUUGCCAUAUUUCACUAUUAUUGCCAAGUAUACAUAUUGAAAGGUGAUUAUGCAAUUAUAUUUAUAAAUAAAGUUCAUGGCAGAAACUUGAAUUCAAGUAUUCUGCUAAGUUUCCAGAACAGAUUAUUUUAUCACAUGUUGCAUUAUAACAUCCUUUUCAAACCUGGUGCCCUCCAGAUGUUUUGGACCACAAUUCCCUUCACUCCUAACCAUUGGCCAUGCUAGCAGGAGCUGAAAGCUAGACUCAGAACAUCUGAAGGGCACCAGUUGAAUAAGGCUGCAUUAUAGGAACAGUGAAAAACCAUGCAUUUAAAAACUCUUAUUACCUCAUUAUUUCUUUCCUAACAUACAAUGUGUGUCAAAGGUUUGGAGUGUGAUGUAGCAUGUCUUGUAUAUAAAUCAAAGUAGGGAUUUUAAUAUAUUAUCUGAUUAUCCUUGUAAUGAUGCAAAUGUGUAAUAAAAGCAACAAAUGCUAUUUUGAUGUACUUAGA
Lacerta agilis (Sand lizard) is the source of this 3491-nucleotide messenger RNA. It is a transcript of the gene ANGPTL2, whose product is annotated as angiopoietin like 2. Bases 583 to 2046 code for a protein of 487 amino acids. The record is from RefSeq and is a predicted model, not a curated record. NCBI's taxonomy places the organism in Eukaryota, Metazoa, Chordata, Lepidosauria, Squamata, Lacertidae. The transcript is spliced from 5 exons.